AUGUCUUCUCACAAGUCUUUCAAGAUCAAGCGAUUCCUGGCCAAGAAACAAAAGCAGAAUCGUCCCAUUACCCGGUGGAUUCAGAUGAAAACUGGUAAUAAAAUCCGAUACAACUCCAAGAGGCGGCUUUGGAGAAGAACGAAGCUGGGUCUGUAAGGGAUCGAACAUGAGAUGGCACACGUUUAUGCUGCCUGAAAGUCAUGUUUUCUAUUACAU
This is a messenger RNA of Prionailurus viverrinus (fishing cat), 216 nucleotides long. Its product is annotated as 60S ribosomal protein L39-like. Gene Ontology annotation, molecular function: structural constituent of ribosome. The record is from RefSeq and is a predicted model, not a curated record. Lineage: Eukaryota; Metazoa; Chordata; Mammalia; Carnivora; Felidae. The coding region runs from base 1 to 156 and encodes 51 amino acids. Gene Ontology annotation, cellular component: ribosome; cytosolic large ribosomal subunit. Gene Ontology annotation, biological process: translation. The transcript is spliced from 2 exons.